Molecule: messenger RNA, 1736 nt
Organism: Ricinus communis (castor bean)
Lineage: Eukaryota; Viridiplantae; Streptophyta; Magnoliopsida; Malpighiales; Euphorbiaceae
Exons: 3
Coding region: 436-1587 (383 amino acids)
Source: RefSeq, a predicted model, not a curated record
UUAAAUUUUAUUUUAUUUAAUUAAUUUAAAUAAAAAAUAUAAUAGACACAUUUAUAUUUAAAAAAAAAAACUAAACUCAUUUAAUCUAUUAAAAUAAUUAAAAUUGAGGGCUUGAACUACAAAUUGGGGAGGGGCAGUCGACUACUUAUCUAUCCAGUAGGUCACCUUAUCCUAAAAAAAAAAAAAAAAAGCGUCACAUGCAUCUCUGUCCUGCAGGUGCAUUACAUAUAGCUGCUGUUUAAAUAUUAUGUGCAAGAAAUUUGCAUUUGAAACAUAAAAUAAUAAAUUCUCGCACCAAUAAGAGAUUAUUUAGCUGUCAUAGAUUUUAAAUAUAAAAUUAAGCUUCUUCACUCCAGCUAAUGCAUUAAAUUCAAAGUCUAACCCCUGAAAUACAUAAUUUACCACCAUACGUUCUUCAUCUUUUCCACCAAGAAGAUGCAUCCAGUUCUUCUCGUGUCCCUUCUCUUCAUCGGAUCAGCAUUUGCAGCAGCAGAUCUUCUGCAGAACCCAGAUUUCGAAACUCCACCACUGCAUGUUCCAAGGAAUUCAACUUCUCCAUUUCAGUUAUUGAAUGAAAACAGCACAAUUCCAGGAUGGACAUUUGAAGGAACGGUCGUGUAUGUCACGGCUAGUCAGACUGUAGCAUUGCCGGGGGAUGGACAUGCCAUACAGCUGAUACAGGAUGGAAAGAUCAACCAAACUUUCCAUCCAAAUGCUAGUUACUCGCAUUAUCUACUUACCUUUGUGCUUGCCCCGGGCGGCCAGAAUUGUUCAAACAGUGGUAGCAUUGGUGUCUCGGUACCAGAUAACCAUGCUGUCUUCUCUUUUAAACAGCAUUAUGGGAAGGAAGGAUGGGAGACUUAUGGUGUCUACUUAGGUAGUUGGGAAGAGCAAGAGCCUAUAAACCUUAUUAUUGAAAGCCAAGCAACAGAAUCCGAUGCUAAUUCCACUUGUUGGCCAGUGAUUGACAAGCUUCUUAUUAAAACCACUGAAACACUUGCUCCAGGAAAUGAUAACCUUCUGCUAAAUGGAGGAUUUGAAUUUGGCCCCGAAUUCCUGGUCAACUCAACUGAGGGUAUUCUACUUGAUCCAGCACCUAGUCCUGUUCUAUCAGCACUACGACAAUGGUCUAUUACAGGAACAGUCAAAUAUGUAGAUUCCAAACACUACUUCGUUCCUGAAGGCAAUGCUGCAGUUGAAAUGGUCUCAGGAGUUUCGGCUGGCAUACAGACAGCAAUGACAGUCACAGAGGGUUCAUCAUAUAGUUUGGAGUUCACUCUAGGAGAUGCUAAUGAUUCGUGUGUGGGAAGUUUUAUAGUGGGGGCUCAGGCAGGACCAGCAGCACAGAAUUUUACACUGCAGAGUAAUGGGACUGGCUCAGCCAAGAAGCUCUCUUUGGCAUUCAAGGCAGAUUCAAUGACAACUUCCAUCAGUUUUGUCAGCUAUACCACCACCCAGACAAAGGAUGGUCUGUUUUGUGGCCCUGUGGUAGACAAUGUAGUUUUGCGUGCCUCUCAUGCAAUAAAAUCAGUAAUGAAGUGGGAAGGUUUGAUUCCUCUCCUAUUCCUAGUAGCCAUUCUAUGGUAAAUGUGUAAUGGUUCAAGCAAUUCUGUCGUUUCAAAAUUAUCCGCUUCUAAUUGGCAUCAUUCUUUCAUCCUCUGAGUUUUGGAUUCACAAUGUAUUAAGUGAGCUAGACACUUUUUGAUUGAAAAGUUCUUUCAGUUCUUUACUAGAAA